AUGUUUGAUAUUAAAAAUGGUCUUUAUCAGGGAGCAGUUAACUCACCGAUCUUGUUCAGUAUUUACACUAGCGAUCUGGUAGGCUGCUUAACUCAGGAAAUUGGUCCUCUGAAGCUUAAUACAAGGAAGGUCGUUCUGAUCAUUCCUCUUAAAGAUCUUGUUAAUUUGCGGAAACAUACUCGGGUCACUAGAAUUAACUGCUCGAAUUUUCUUGAUCCAAAAACUCUUACAAAUCUUAUUGAAGCCCUCAAAGAAAUCUAUCCAACUACAAAAGAACACCAAAGGGAUUAUCAAUUGGCCAACUAUUUGAGCAAGGUUAAAUUUGUUAUGCAUCUUUUCGUGUUUAUGUAUAUGCUUCUCAUAUGGAGUUUUAAUCUUUUCGCUGUACUUCAAUAUGCUAUUGCAAUGGCGGUGGGUAGGCCAAUCGAGCAAUUCUUACCAUAUCACGUUUACUUACCUUGGGAAUGGCAUAAUACUCCUUGGUACUAUGUUCUUAAUGCUACCGAAAUAUUGGCCGGCUAUACAGCAGCCUCUGGAUUUAUUGCUUCUGAUCUAUUGCUUUGUGCAAUUGUUUCACAAAUUUGUAUGCAUUUCGAUUAUAUAAAUAGAAAGGUUGCUGAAUACUCACCGAAGGGGGGAAAAGAUGAUUUAUUAUAUCUUAAUCGAAUGGUGGAAUAUCACCAAAAAGUCCUUCAUCUUACCAAUGGAGUGAAUUCAGCUUUUGGCGUGUCGUUGCUUUUUAAUUUUGCUACAUCGUCGUUCAUUAUUUGUUUUGUUGGAGUUCAAAUAACAUCAGGAGUCUUCAAUUUAGUGUCAUUAAAAUUCACGAUUUUUCUAAUAUCCUCGUUGUUUCAAGUUUACCUUAUUUGCUAUUAUGGUCAAAAGAUAACUUUAUCGAGUGAAAAUAUUGCUGUGGGGUUGUACAAUCAGAUAUGGUACGAAAAUGCGAGUACUUCCUAUAAGAAGACGAUGAUUUUCAUGAUGAGUAGGGCGCAGAAACCUGUACAGCUAAAGGCAACUGUAGCUUUGCCUAUUUCACUGCGAACUUUUACAGAGAUCGGACAACUUUCAUACAAGUUUUUUACUCUACUCCGUCUCAUGUACGUUCAAAACUAA
This is a messenger RNA of Eupeodes corollae, 1116 nucleotides long. RefSeq names its product odorant receptor 85c-like. The coding region runs from base 1 to 1116 and encodes 371 amino acids. Gene Ontology annotation, cellular component: plasma membrane. The transcript is spliced from 5 exons. NCBI's taxonomy places the organism in Eukaryota, Metazoa, Arthropoda, Insecta, Diptera, Syrphidae. The record is from RefSeq and is a predicted model, not a curated record. Gene Ontology annotation, biological process: detection of chemical stimulus involved in sensory perception of smell; sensory perception of smell. Gene Ontology annotation, molecular function: odorant binding; olfactory receptor activity.